UGAAGAUACUGAAAGAAGUCCUCCUUCAUCUGAUCACUCCUACAUAGCAGCACCUCAGGGCCUACCUAAUGUCGCAGACAUGUCUAUGCAGACAGAACUGACCAUGAACGACAUUACAAAGUUGAGUGAGGAGAACAAACAUCUGAAAGCAAAAUUAGCUGAUAAAUCAUCACUUUUAAGAGAUGCUUUUGUUGAAAACAUAACAAAAAAUGAUGCAAAUGUUAGAUCAUAUACUGGUUUACCAUCUCUUGCCCUGCUAUUAGGAAUAUUCAACAUACUUGUUUCCAAAUGCUCUUAAGUAUUGGUCCGGCCAAGUAAGUGCCAAAGAAAAAGGUUACCAGAAAACCCCCAGACACAAGAAACCUGGUCCGACAAGAAAACUGUCUCUUUUUCAUGAAUUCAUAUUGACACUUGUUCGUUUACGCUUAGGAAUUUAUGAAUUUUGCCUUUCAGAUGUGUUUGGAAUAUCAAAAUCUAGAGUUUCACAAAUUUUCAUAACAUGGAUUACUUUCAUGUUAAAUGUUUUUGGGUAUCUAAUAAGGUGGCCAACUAGAAAUCAGCGUCCUCGAUCACCUACUGCUCAGGCAGCUACAUACAGCAGUUACAAAUCUAAGAAUACAGGUAAAUGUCUACUAGCUAUAUCCCCUUCAGGAACUUUUAUAUUUGUAUCAAAGGUUUAUGGUGGCAAUGUAUCAGACAGAUUUAUUUCACAUGAUUCUGGAUUUUUAGAUUUUGUUGAGGAAGAUGACGAUAUCAUGGCUGAUCGUGGGUUUACAAUUAGAGAUUUGAUAACAAAUAAAAAAGCUACACUAAACAUUCCCCCCUUUACUAGAAAGUGUGCUUGGGGAAAAAAGAAACUGUUAAAUGUAAUUGAAAUAAAACAAACCAGAAAAAUUGCCAAGCUUAGAAUUCAUGUAGAAAGAGCCAUCCAGAGACUAAAAUUAUUCAGACUUGUUGGAAAUAUUAUUCCAUGGUCUUUAAAACCAAUAAUGAAUCAGAUGAUAAAAGUUGCAGCAUUUUUAUGCAACUUAAUGCCACCAUUAGUUAGAAGGUAAUUGAAUUUCCAAAAAA
This is a messenger RNA of Saccostrea echinata, 1071 nucleotides long. RefSeq lists its product as uncharacterized. The record is from RefSeq and is a predicted model, not a curated record. Bases 513 to 1055 code for a protein of 180 amino acids. Lineage: Eukaryota; Metazoa; Mollusca; Bivalvia; Ostreida; Ostreidae. The transcript is spliced from 2 exons.